Lathyrus oleraceus (garden pea) is the source of this 3817-nucleotide messenger RNA. Its product is annotated as 5'-3' exoribonuclease 4. Gene Ontology annotation, biological process: nuclear-transcribed mRNA catabolic process; DNA integration. Lineage: Eukaryota; Viridiplantae; Streptophyta; Magnoliopsida; Fabales; Fabaceae. The transcript has 12 exons. Gene Ontology annotation, cellular component: nucleus. The coding region runs from base 296 to 2623 and encodes 775 amino acids. The record is from RefSeq and is a predicted model, not a curated record. Gene Ontology annotation, molecular function: 5'-3' RNA exonuclease activity; zinc ion binding; RNA binding.
CUACUUCUUCUUCUCUCUCCAUUCAAUCCAACGUGCAAAAUAUUUUAGUAUGGGUCCCAACUCAAAAUUUAUUUGCACUCUUACGAAGUAUAGUAUGAAAAACUAAUUUUCCACUCCAUUUCUUUCUGCUAUAUUUCGAUGGAUCCAAACACAGUGUUAGUGUCAUCAAAGUACUAGUCGGCCACCGCAUCCGCCCCGUACAUUCGAAACUGGCAACAGAGAUCUUCAUCUCUUAAAUUUUAUUUCUCUCUCUCUCUCUGGUUGUUUCCGAACCGAACCGAACUGAACCGGAAAUAUGGGAGUGCCAGCGUUUUACCGGUGGCUCGCGGAUCGGUUUCCUCGAUCGAUCGUCGACGUCGUGGAGGAAACACCCGCCGGCGGUGGUUCGUUUCCCGUUGACGUGUCUAAACCUAAUCCCAACGGCAUGGAGUUCGACAACUUGUAUUUGGACAUGAACGGCAUCAUUCAUCCUUGUUUUCAUCCUGACGGCAAGCCAGCACCUGCUACCUAUGAUGAAGUAUUCAAAUUAAUGUUUGACUACAUUGAUCAUCUCUUUUCAUUGGUUCGUCCAAGGAAGCUUCUUUAUCUUGCAAUUGAUGGCGUUGCACCAAGAGCCAAAAUGAACCAGCAACGUUCUCGGCGUUUUCGAGCUGCUAAAGAUGCAGCUGAGGCUGAAGCUGAAGAGGAAAGGCUCAGGAAUGACUUUGCUGAUCAGAUAGAACUUUUGACACCUAAAGAAAAACCCGAGACUCAUGACUCAAAUGUCAUUACUCCUGGCACUCCGUUUAUGGCAGCGCUGUCAGUAGCACUUCAGUAUUACAUACAAACUAGAUUGAAUUAUAACCCUGGCUGGCGGUAUACAAAGGUCUUGCUUUCUGAUUCAAAUGUUCCUGGCGAGGGAGAACAUAAAAUAAUGGAAUAUAUUCGAUUGCAGCGUAAUCUUCCUGGUUUCAAUCCAAAUACUCGACACUGUUUGUAUGGAUUAGAUGCUGAUUUGAUUAUGUUGUCCUUAGCUACACAUGAAGUUCAUUUUUCAAUAUUGAGGGAGGUAAUUACUUUUCCUGGACAACAAGAGAAGUGUUACAUGUGUGGCCAAGUUGGACAUCUUGCAGCUGAGUGUCGUGGUAAGUCAGGUGCUGUUGAUGACACCCCAAUUCACAAGAAGAAAUAUCAGUUUCUUCACAUUUGGGUGCUGCGUGAAUAUUUGCAAUGUGACUUGUUGAUUCCCAACCCUCCGUUUGAGAUCGACUUUGAGCGCAUAGUAGAUGAUUUUGUAUUCCUAUGCUUCUUUGUUGGAAAUGACUUUCUUCCGCAUAUGCCUACAUUAGAGAUACGUGAGGGAGCUCUGAAUUUGUUGAUGCAUAUCUAUAGAAAGGAAUUCACUGCCAUGGGUGGCUAUCUUACUGAUGCGGGUGAGGUUUUCUUAGAGAGAGUGGAGAAUUUCAUUCAGUGCGUUGCUGUUCAUGAAGAACAAAUAUUUCUGAAACGAGUUCGGAUUCAGCAGGCUCAAGAAAUUAAUGAAGGGAUGAGAGCUAGGGCAAGAGGAGAAAUGCCUGAAGAACCACGAGCCUCAGCUGUAGAUAAGGACCAGAACUCGGGGAAGACGAUGGAAACUGCUAGAGAGAUGAAUGGACUAUACUACCUUGAUGGAAUUCAGUUUGACAAUAUAGCGUUUUUCAGUUCAAACAGUACAAACUCAUCUCCUGUUUCAGAUCAAGUUAUGUUAUGGCAUAAAAGAUUAGGCUACCCUAGUUUUUCUUAUCUUAAGCAUUUAUUUCCUGUUUUUUUCAAAGAAAUAAAUUCCUCACAAUUUCAUUGUGAAGCUUGUCAUUUAGCUAAAGAUCAUCGUGUGUCUUUUAAAUCAAAAGCCUAUUUUGCUUCCAAACCUUUUUAUUUAAUUCACAGUGAUGUUUGGGGUCCUUCAAAAAUUAAAACUAUGUCUGAAAAAAAAUGGUUUCUGACAUUUAUUGAUGAUCAUACACGGUUGUGUUGGGUUUAUCUCAUGGAAAAGAAAUCAGAAGUUGAACAAAGAUUUCAAGAUUUUUUUAACAUGAUUAACAAUCAAUUUCAAACCAAGAUUGGCAUUCUAAGGUCUGACAAUGACACUGAAUAUUUCAACAAAUAUUUAAGUACGUUCCUUGUAACUAAGGGGAUAAUUCAUCAAUCCACUUGUCGCGAUACUCCGCAACAAAACGGUAUUGCUGAAAGAAAAAAUAGACAUCUCCUCAAAGUUACUAGAGCUAUUAUGUUUUCUAUGAAUGUACCUAAGUUUCUUUGGGGAAAUGCUUUAUUAACUGCUUGUCACCUCAUCAAUCGAAUGCCAUCUCGGGUGUUACAAUAUGAAAGUCCUGUACAAGUGUUACAAAACAAUUUUCCUACAUCCCGUAUUAUUACGGAUCUUCCCCUUAAAGUUUUUCGUUGUCUCUGUUAUGUUUACAUCCCCAAUGUUUUUCGUUCUAAGUUGGAUCCUAAAGCCGAAAAAUGUGUUUUUCUUGGCUAUGCAUCCAAUAAAAAGGGAUACAAAUGUUUUAACCCAGUUACAAAGAAAUUUUUUGAAAGCAUGGAUGUUCACUUUGUUGAAAAUCAACCUUUUUUAAAAAAUUCUUUUCAGGGGGAGAGUUAAUGUAAUAAUAAAGAAGAUAAUUUUUGGGAAACUUUGCUUGCUCUAGAUGAUAUUGUGACUACAAAUCACCCAAGUGCUAAGAUAAUAGAAUUUGAAACAGGGGGAGAAACACUGAUUAAGGAUGAUAAUCCUGAACUUAAAGUGUAUUUUCGAAAAAAAUUCCACAAAGGUGGUGCAAACCCUAUUGUCUCUCCAGUAGAAAUCCAAUCUGAUUUACCGAGUGAAGGUCCUAUAGAUAAUCUGUCUUCUAAUUCUUCAUCUGGUAAUCCUUCUUACUCAUCCAAUGAUUUAUCUGAUUUGUCUUUUCCUGAUAUUAAUCUUUCAAUUUCUGUGAGAAAAAAUAUUCCUGACCUCGAUGUCCCGAUUGCUGAGAGGAAAGAUUCUCGUAUGUGCGCUAAACAUCCUAUGUCUAAUUACUUGUCAUAUGACAAACUAUCACACACGCACAAGGCAUAUGUGUCUAGGAUUUCUAAUUUGUUUGUGCCCAAAACUAUUCAGGAAGCAUUAAGUGAUCCGAAUUGAAAAUUAGCGGUGAAAGAAAAGAUGGAUGCUCUAAACGAAAAUAACAUUUGGAGUAUCACUGAUCUACCACAAGAUAAAAAUGCAUUAGGGUGUAAGUGGGUCUUUACAGUGAAAUGCAAGGCUGAUGGAAGUGUGGAAAGAUACAAAGCGAGAUUAGUAGCAAAAGGAUUUACUCAAACUCAUGGUAUUGAUUACCAAAAGACUUUUGCCCCGGUUGCUAAGAUCAAUUCUAUCAGAAUUCUUCUUUCUUGCAGUAAAUUUCAACUGAACACUAUAUUAAUAUGAUGUUAAGAAUGCCUUCUUAAAUGGUGAAUUACAUGAAGUAUAUAUGAGUUUACCUCUUGGAUUUGAAAAAAAUCUUGGAAGAAACAAAGUAUGCAAAUUUAGAAAAUCCUUAUAUGGAUUGAAACAAUCGCCAAGGGUCUGGUUUGAGAGAUUUGGAAGUGUUGUUAAGAGACAUGGCUUCACCCAAAGUCAAGCAGAUCACACUAUGUUCUUUAAACACUCAUGUGAAGGUAAGAUUGCUAUCUUAAUAGUGUAUGUUGAUGACAUUAUUAUUACAGGAGAUGACGUCAAAGCAAUUAGUGAUCUGAAGAGAAGACUUGAGGCUGAGUUCGAUAUCAAGGAUCUUGGAAAAUUAAAAUACUUUCUUGGGAUGGAGUUCGCAAGAUC